UGAUACUUCAACGAUGUGUUUUACUUCUGUGGGGCUACAACAGAUCGAAUUUGGCGACGUACAGCUCAAUAGGGGGCAUGUGAAGUCUUCACUAUUGACAGUAUUUGACGCGAUACUACAACUUCCAUGUCACUAUAAUCGUGCUGCAGAACGUCUUGGUAUAAUAUUUAUUUCGGGGCCCAUCAGACCAACUAUGAACUUCUCACAAGUUACAUAUAUGAAGUUAAUUACUUCAGGAAAGAGAACGAAAAGGUGGUGCUAUAUGCAGAACUAGUGUCUGUUAGCAAAAAGCCACCCACGACAAUGCAGAUAUCCAUCAUAAUUUAACAUGAAAUAUGCUCAGACAGGCCGGUUUACUCAAGCAACUCGGCCGGCCUCAGGUCCUAACGUUCCAAGACGCAACGAGAAGACCUGAGACACGGAAGCCAGCAUAACACAAGUGACACCCCAGCCCGAAAGCCAAAUUAAGUGCUCCUCAAAACUCCACAACCGAUCAUUCCGAUCUGUGAAGACCAGUCUGGUGUGGGAGGGUGGCUCGGCCGAAUACGACUUAGUUGAAUGGAUAAGCUGUUGUCAUCAUGGCAUUUGAUUUUUUUACGAAAGGUAUUGCUUCCUACCUUUACCGGUGAUUGAGGAUAUUGAGGACCGCCUAUUGUCUCGUUAGUUGUUGCCUUGAAAUGUAAUCAUUGCAUAACAGUGUUUGAGAAUGUUUUCAGAAAAAUAUUUUUGGUAAUAAGAUAUCAUCAAGGUGUUCAGAAGCAGAACUGUUUGAAAUGUUUUUUCAUCAGGAAACGGAUUGGAGUGUUCGCAAGGGAACUCCAGGUAUUGGAAGAAGAAGAGAGGUCGCUCUUACCAUUGCAGCCAAAAAAUAAAACUUUCCUAUAGUUCCUAUCUCCUAUGAUUCUAAUCCUGUCAGCCCAGAUCCUCAAAGAAAUGUUUGGAUAAUGAUUGAAGGUGGAUGUGCUUCAGAUGGUAGUGCAUGUUGUUCGAUUUGGCUCAGGUAAUCGCCAGAACUCUGUGAAAGAAUUUCAUCAGGAGCAAGGGGAAUGUAUGAUAUGACAGUACUUACAGUAUUAACUGAAUGCUCACACCGUGGCGCAAUACAGUAGGUAUGCUGCAAAGGCGAUUUUGAACAUGGAUCUUUGCCAGCAUUCAUUGCGUUUGUAGAAUGUAAAGGGGAUUUGAGAGUUGAAAGUUUUCGUUUUUAAAGCGGGACAGGUGCUCCAGAAAACUCCCAAGCUAGCAAUUAGCGACGGAUAAUCGUUCCACCUAGCGUGCGAUUAGCAUGCCCUUCACGGAGGAAGACCUGGGAACUUUUGAGCGCAUCGCAUUUCUACGACACCAGCUCUCUGCCCAAGAAAUGGCCGACAGACGCCGCAUCAACGGACCCAGCUGCGGCACGGCACCACCACUGUUUACGGGCAGUGAUGGAAGCAGCCCCGAGACGAAGAGCAGAUUGGCUCGAACAAGAGCGCCGAAUGUGAUUCGGAAGAUUUUUCUCAAAACUGGUGUCACUCCGUCUGCUUCAGGCUCCGCAUAUCUCGAAUGCGAAUCACAGCCGAAAUCAUCAACCCCCAAGUUGUCGUCGCUAUCAUCGUCGGGGAUUAAAAUAAGCUGUACUGUCCAUGGGCCACGACCACUGCCCCGAUCUGCACCAUUUUCGCCCCAUGUUGUCCUGGCAGCUCAUGUUAAAUACGCCCCAUUUGCCACCCGGAAGAGGCGUGGGUACCAGCGAUAUCCAGGCGAGCGUGACCUUGCAAUGCACCUCGAAACGGCAUUGAGGGGAGUUGUCAUUGGAGACCGAUGGCCAAAAAGCGGAGUCGACGUUGUUAUCACGAUUUUGGAGGGCGAGGAGGAUCAAUGGUGGGAGGACGACAACCAGGCUGAAUCAGGACCAGCGGGCCAGUGGGGUAUGAUGAGUGUUCUUAGCGGCUGUAUUACAGUUGCUUCUGCCGCUAUUUCCGAUGCAGGAAUUGACUGCGUGGACAUGGUCUCCGGCGGGGUAGCAGCGGUAGUAAGGGAUCGAGAGUUACAAGUGUCCGCCAAAUCCGGAACUCUUCCACAGCCUACCUUGGUUUUAGAUCCGGUGCCCUCGGAGCACUCAGAGAUACUAGCAGCCUGUGUGGUAGCAUAUUUACCUUCACGAGACGAGAUCACAGAUCUCUGGGCGAAGGGGGAUUUUGACACGGGAUAUUCGGAAGACGGACAUUCUUCUUACGAUUCUUUGUCGGAAAAUGCUAUCGAGGCAGCAAAGGGGUCAUACCGAGUACUCGAUGCGGCACUGAAAGAGUCCGUAGCUCUGAAACUGAGAGGUUGACAGGAGGCGCCACGGUAAACCAAUAUACCUGAGCUCUGGGAAAGAUGCGGUAGCAAGCUGUGGAAGGCAGAAGCCAUGUGUCAAAAGGCAUGUCCGACUAUCAACACCGGAGCGGAAAUAUGCAAUGGCAAGGAGACUAACCUUGAUCCUACUAAAUCCUUUGGGAUGGGAUAGAUCUCUCUCACGAAGAACUCGUGCCUUGUACACACUUCAGUACAAUGAGUGAGAGUUUUUAUCCAGUGGCACAAAAAUAAAUCACGUGCCAUAGGGCUGUCGCCAAGGGCACAUCCCACAAAUCUGCUUAAUAAGCACCUUAUACUAGCGCCGUAUG
This is a messenger RNA of Pseudogymnoascus destructans, 2648 nucleotides long. It is a transcript of the gene MTR3, whose product is annotated as 3'-5'-exoribonuclease. Lineage: Eukaryota; Fungi; Ascomycota; Leotiomycetes; Thelebolales; Thelebolaceae. The transcript is spliced from 2 exons. Gene Ontology annotation, cellular component: nucleolus; nuclear exosome (RNase complex); cytoplasmic exosome (RNase complex). Gene Ontology annotation, biological process: rRNA catabolic process; nuclear mRNA surveillance; poly(A)-dependent snoRNA 3'-end processing. Bases 1286 to 2317 code for a protein of 343 amino acids. The record is from RefSeq and is a predicted model, not a curated record.